Molecule: messenger RNA, 1575 nt
Organism: Sphenostylis stenocarpa
Lineage: Eukaryota; Viridiplantae; Streptophyta; Magnoliopsida; Fabales; Fabaceae
Source: the annotation of a GenBank genome assembly
AUGCCUGGAAAGUACAUCCCGCGAUCCAAAUCUCGAACCACUCUCUUCCUCUUCCUUCUCUCUUUCUCUCUCCUCUUCCUCCUCUUCUCUCUUUCCCCUCUCCGCUCCCCCUCUGCUUCUCCCGCCCAUUUCCACGUUGCCAAUGCCGAAACCUCCUUCCUCGUCUCCCUCGACCACUUCCUCGCCAAUACUCCCACGCCACCCUCCUCUUCCGACGACACCGCGCACGGUGAACAACAUGACCUCAUCACGAAGCUCGAUGACGCCGUUUAUGGCUCCGAGAUGGACAGGCUAUACUCCGAUCCUUACUACCCGCUUUCUCUUCCCCUUAGGGUUUACGUCUACGACAUGCCCCCCAAAUUCACCUACGAUUUGCUCUGGCUCUUCAAAAGGACCUACCAAGACACCUCCAAUCUCACCUCCAAUGGAAGUCCCGUUCACCGUCUCAUCGAACAGCACUCCAUUGAUUACUGGCUCUGGGCGGAUCUCAUCGCUCCCCAAUCGAAGAGGCUAUUGAACAGUGUCGUUAGGGUUCACCGACAGGAGGAAGCUGAUUUGUUCUACGUACCCUUCUUUACCACAAUCAGCUUCUUCCUCAUGGAAAAACAACAAUGCAAGGCCCUUUAUAGGGAAGCUUUGAAGUGGAUCACAGAUCAACCUGCAUGGAAGCGCUCUGGUGGUAGAGAUCACAUAAUCCCUGUGCAUCAUCCCUGGUCUUUUAAGUCUGUUAGAAAAUUCGUGAAGAAUGCAAUAUGGUUGUUGCCUGAUAUGGAUUCCACCGGGAACUGGUACAAACCAGGACAGGUUUUUCUGGAGAAAGACCUGAUUCUUCCAUACGUUCCCAAUCUUGAUUUAUGUGAUGCCAGAUGUUUAUCUGAGACAAAUCCAAAGAGAAAUAUGCUACUUUUUUUUAGGGGCAGGCUCAAGAGGAAUGCGGGAGGAAAGAUACGCUCUAAACUUGUAGCUGAAUUAAGUGGGGCUGAUGGUGUGAGUAUAGAGGAGGGAACAGCUGGAGAGGGCGGAAAAGAAGCUGCUCAAAUUGGCAUGCGCAAGUCUCUAUUUUGCUUAAGUCCAGCUGGUGACACUCCAUCCUCUGCUAGAUUAUUUGAUGCUAUUGUUAGUGGAUGCAUUCCACUUAUAAUAAGUGAUGAGCUGGAGCUUCCUUUUGAAGGAAUACUUGAUUACAGGAAGAUAGCAUUAUUUGUUUCCUCUUAUGAUGCCGUAAAGCCAGGUUGGCUUUUGAAAUAUUUAAAAGGAAUUACACCGGCUCAUAUCAAAGAAAUGCAACAAAAUCUUGCCAAGUAUUCAAGGCAUUUCCUGUAUUCUAGUCCUGCUCAACCAUUGGGUCCUGAAGACUUGGUUUGGAAAAUGUCAGAGAAAGGUGGCGAUCAGACUAUGUUAAGGUAUCUCCUUUACUAUGAUUCUCUCGGUUUGGUGCUACAGAUGGCUGGGAAGUUGGUGAACAUCAAGCUUCACACAAGAAGAUCUCAACGUGUAGUGGAAGGAUCUAGACGUCUGUGUACCUGUGAAUGCAGGCCUGCCAACAUGACUAAUACUGCUUCAAUUGUUUCUUGA